Columba livia (rock pigeon) is the source of this 2054-nucleotide messenger RNA. It is a transcript of the gene MOK, whose product is annotated as MOK protein kinase. Gene Ontology annotation, cellular component: nucleus; cytoplasm. The record is from RefSeq and is a predicted model, not a curated record. Gene Ontology annotation, biological process: intracellular signal transduction; protein phosphorylation. Gene Ontology annotation, molecular function: ATP binding; protein serine/threonine kinase activity. Bases 500 to 1654 code for a protein of 384 amino acids. Lineage: Eukaryota; Metazoa; Chordata; Aves; Columbiformes; Columbidae. The transcript is spliced from 12 exons.
GCCCUGCUUGGUGUGCAGGCCGCGGGCAGAGGGCCUUUCUUCAGGCGCCUGUGAGGGGGCCGGCGGCCCUGGCUGGAGGGGAGCGGGGUCCUGGGCCGGGAGCACCUGGGCUGAGGUGGCUGUAGGUGCUUUUGUGGUCCCUGGAAACUGCUGUCACUGCUGCCAGCUGCUAGAUGUGCCUGCCGAGCCCACCCAUGCCAGCGCUCGUCUCUGCAUGCCGGGCAGUUCUCCGGGGAACGCUCAGAAAUCCUCCUCCCAGUCCUGUGAAGCAGUAGCCUGGCUGUCCUCUGAUCUCUCUGAAGGCUUUCUCAGAAAUUACCAAGCUUCCUCAUUCUUUAUUCUGCAAACCUUUCCUUCCAUCACUUAGCAUCCUUCUUCAAAUCACCCCACGUCACAUCCAACAGACUACAAACCAGUGGGUAAGAUAGGAGAGGGAACAUUUUCUGAUGUUCUGAAGAUACUGAGUCUUAGGGAUGGAAAGUACUAUGCAUGUAAACACAUGAAGCAACAUUUUGAAAGUUUGGAACAAGUUAAUAAUCUGAGAGAAAUACAAGCACUAAGGAGGCUGAGUCCACAUCCUAGUAUCCUUACGUUACAUGAAGUUGUUUUUGAUAAAAAAGCUGGCUCCCUUUCACUGAUAUGUGAACUUAUGGACAUGAAUAUUUAUCAGCUGAUAAAAGGAAGGAAAAAGCCAUUAUCUGAAAAAAAAAUUAAGAACUACAUGUACCAGUUAUGCAAAUCUCUUGAUUACAUACAUAGAAAUGGGAUAUUUCACAGAGAUGUGAAACCAGAGAACAUAUUAAUAAAGCACAAUACCCUGAAGUUGGGAGAUUUUGGAUCUUGUAGGAGUAUCUAUUCUAAGCAGCCACAUACAGAAUAUAUCUCUACACGCUGGUACCGAGCACCUGAAUGCUUACUUACAAACGGCUACUAUAAUUACAAAAUUGAUAUAUGGAGUGCUGGCUGUGUUUUCUAUGAAAUCACAAGUUUUCAGCCUCUCUUUCCUGGAUCUAAUGAGCUGGACCAAAUUUCAAAAAUCCAUGACAUUAUAGGCACUCCUGCUAAUGAAACUCUGCACAAGUUCAAGCGGUCAAGAUUUGUGACUUUUGAUUUUCCCUUUAAAAAAGGGAAAGGAAUACCUCCUCUGAUGCGGAAUUUAUCUCCCAAAGGCUACUCUCUCCUGUAUGCAAUGAUAACAUAUGAUCCUGACGAGAGAAUUGCUGCUCAUCAAGCAUUACAGCACCCUUACUUUCAAGACGUAUGGGCAGCUGGUACACAAGAUUUGGCCAAGCACAAAAAAUUAAGAUUAUUAGGAAAUACAGCAGGGCAAGCACCUCUGCACUGGUGGCAAAUUUCAAAGGAAAGCCAAAGACAGCGUUCUCUUAGGAAAGUCCAGGAAAACACAAAACAACGUGGACCUCCUGGUGGAGAAUUACCAAAAUUAAAUGCUUCUGGAUUAGCCAAAGUCACUUCCCAUUCUUCUCCUGUCUUGCACUCGGUUUUCCAGACGCCGAAGGAAAGUGGUGACACCCCCGUGUUACAGUCCGUUAGAUUUAUUGGAUCAAACAUCGAGUCUGAGAAACAGAAGGCACUUAAGUCUUCCCCGAAAUAUUUCCACUUACCCGCUAUAGAACGAAGAGGAGGCGGCCACUGAGCACCUUGUAAAGUAUUUGGAGAGUGAGGAAAAGCAGGACUGUGCAGUGAGAGUCCAGUCACGCUGCGGUUGGCAGAGCUCCAACAAGAGCUGCUGUGCCUUGUUUCCUGUUCCUCUCACAGUUCGUAGGAAGACCCACAAGGCUCUGAAGGCUGCUUACCUCCCAUUUCGGCAUUCUGUUCCAAAGGGUAUCAAUCCUUAAUUAAAGCAUUGUCUGGUGGAGCUCAGAGAGCGCUCAGGAUUGAACUUCCUAAGUAUUUUUUCCUUUUAGAACCUGGUGGAGGAGGAGGUUGGUUAAAAAUAACAUGAAAGGAUUCUUUGAGCUUCACUAUUAGGAAUGGAAUGUUAUCUACAAAAUGUAAGUUUCGUAUUUUAUAAUAAAUGACAGCUAACUUUUGUA